Schistosoma haematobium is the source of this 4906-nucleotide messenger RNA. RefSeq lists its product as uncharacterized. The coding region runs from base 457 to 2223 and encodes 588 amino acids. The record is from RefSeq and is a predicted model, not a curated record. Gene Ontology annotation, biological process: mRNA splicing, via spliceosome. The transcript has 4 exons. Lineage: Eukaryota; Metazoa; Platyhelminthes; Trematoda; Strigeidida; Schistosomatidae. Gene Ontology annotation, cellular component: nucleus.
CUCGAGGAUCGUUUGAACUAAGCAGACUAACGGUUGUAGGAAAAGCAUAAAACGGCGUUAUUUGGAGCAAAUACGUGACCAGGAGCCUUUAGUUAAGUGAAUCCAGUAAAACUGAUGAGGUCAUCAUCAAUAUUGAAGAAAUAAGGAACUAUUUAUUUUGUGGAUAUUUUUAACUGCUGAACUCAGAACCUACUACCGAAAGAGUGCCCUCCUCACAUUCAGCAGGAAAUUAAACAAUCGUGGAAUCUUAUCAGCGAAGAUAUAGCACAGACCGUCAUAAUCCUGUCCUAAUUCGCAGAUCGGAAUCUGCAACUAAUUGGAAUACUUUGACAGUUUCGAUUGCGGUUAAUUUGGAUUUGACACACUUCGUAACCGCAGUUUCUGACUCUAGAUUCUAAUUCUUAUUCUUUAUAUUAACUUACAAUAAUAUCUUGACCCCAGUAAAUAGCAAGGAAUAUGACUGACUUCAUUGAAGCGGUAUCCAAUCCAUUGGCACCUGAUGUGUUUGUGGGUCAUGGUGACUUUACGAAUCAAAAACUAUCUAAUAGUGAUUUUCGAAAAUUGUUAAUGACACCUAAGCCAUCAGUACAACCUUCAAAAAUUGAUGAAGUACAUGAAACUGGGACCCGCAUUUCUACUCACCAUUUGGAAAGAUCCGAUCGUAUACGCCAAGAUCCUAGUCAAACUAUUCAUCGUAGUAAACAUAAGAUAAGUCACAAGCGUCAUCAUGUUCGUAGCAAAAAAGAUGCUCAAAAAUCAGAUGUUUCUGAAUCAACACAUCGUUAUCGAGAUCGUGCAAAAGAACGACGUGACGGCAAACUAGUUGCUCCAACUGAGGAAGUUGAGGAAGAACGUGAAAUGGAAAAUGAUGAUGAUACUUUAACUCGUACAGCCGACUAUCGUGCUGUUGCACCAUCGUCUGCUGCUGGUGCUUCACAUGCUGAACGUCGUCGAAUGCUUAUACAGGAAUCUAAGUAUCUUGGUGGUGAUAUGGAACAUACUCACUUGGUCAAAGGUCUUGAUUAUGUUCUAUUACAAAAAGUCCGUUUGGAAAUACAAAAUAAAGAAAUUGAAGCCGAACAAGCCCUGGAUAUUGAAUUAAACAAACCUGAUAAAAUGAAAGAAAGUACUAAUAAUGAAGAAAGCAUACAAUUUCGUACUCAUCUAGCGGCAAGUAUAUGCAAUGUUAUUUUCAAUGAACGUCUCCCAGAACGUAAUGAAUAUUUUCAACCUGGUCGCAUGGCUUAUCGUAUUGAACUGGAAGAUGAUUCAGUGGAUUUUGAAGUACCAGCUACAGUGAUUCGUAGCAAAUCUGAUUGUUUACAAAUUGAUGGUCGUGGAACUGGUGCAAUAACUACUAACGAAAUUGUUAUUAAUAAACUUACUCAAAUCUUAUCAUAUUUGCGGGCUGGCAAACGACAUGCAAAGAAGACUAAGCUUAAAGGACGUGUUGCUGACAAAUCUGAAUUUGAUUAUGAAGACAAUCGACAUCUUAUUCAUAAAAUGGCUAAUACUGCUAUAUUUGAAGGUACCGGAAACGAUUACUUACCGACAACAAAGAAGCAAUGCAAAAGUAACGAUAGGAUGGAUUUACCAUAUGAGGAUUCUAGAGUGUCGAAUUCACGUAAUCGUCUACCCGCUUCUAAUACUACUACAUCUGGUAGUAAUAGUAACACCAAUGCUGAAUCAAAUAGUGCACAAGCAUCAUACUUCGAUAUUCCCGCCAAUGCUGAUUCAGUCACAAAUAAUUCAAUAAGUGCUACUAAAGAAUUUUUAAAUGAAUUAAGUCAACGUUUUGAUGUUAAAGAUGAAAAUAGGUUACAGGAAAAAGCAAGUCUUGAACGAUUCUUUGCUAAAACUCAAGUCACGUGUUACGAUGAAUGUUAUCCCGGUUUCGCUGAAUCAUACGAUGCUAUGGGUGAUUCUGAUGAUGAAGCUGAUUUUAGCAAAAUGGAUUUAGGUAAUAAAAAAGGUCCAGUUGGUCGAUGGGACUUUGAAACACAGGAAGAAUAUAGUGAUUAUAUGUCGAAUAAAGAAGCUUUACCAAAAGCUGCAUUUCAAUAUGGUGUUAAAAUGGCUGAUGGUCGUCGUACACGUCGUAUUGGACCAAAAGAUGAAAAAGCUGAAUUAGAUCGUCAAUUACAAAAAAUACAAUCAAUCAUACAAAAGCGUAAACAAUUAGCUGAAGAUAGUGGUCCAAUAGGAAAAAAUGUCCGAUUUUAAAAAUUGCUAUAAUAUACAUGUACAUUUAUUUAGCAUUUGGUUUUUAAUUUGAUUCUACAUGAAAUAACUUUUACAUUCAGAUAUUUAGUUUAUUUUUGCUUUUCGUCCGAUUUUUUGUGAGAUGUUUUAAUCAUUUAAAUUAGAUUAUCGUCAAAAUGAAUUGGAAAUAGUGCGUGAAAGUGAUUACUCACUUCCUUUUUGUCAAAUAUAUAGUUCUACUUAUUUUCAACUUUUUAUUAGAUCUCUCAGUUCUCAAGGGUCGAUGCGCUCAUUCACUUUUUCAAUCGUACGUAGACGAAAUGUUCCAAACUUAGGUUUUGCACUCAUCAACAAGAAGUAUUUACAUUCUUGAUAUAACUGGGAAUUAUUGAACCUUGUCACCAAUAAGCUAGUCUUUCCACAACUAGUAGGAAUGAAAUAUUUACACUAAUUGGCAAGAAUUAUUAUCUUACAUAUAUAUUGAAUAAUGGCUAGCAGUGGAAUUCAGUUCGACGUGCGUUUCGUCCUGUUUGGGACUCGUCAGCCGGAUGUAUCUGCAUCCCAGAGUUGAUAUUCACUCUGGGACUCGAACCCAGUACCAUUCGCUCCAAACGCUAUCACGUUAUCCACUUAGCUACUGAGUCCCAGUAGUCACUUGUUUGUGCAAUGGGGUGAAUUUCAAUUCACUUGGUAUUGUUUUGCUUGAAUCUUCCCAUUGAGGUUUAAGACUGCAAUUGACCAGUCUGUUAUUGGCGUAUGUGUAUACUGUGCGUAUUGUCUCGAUAUUGCCUUGAUUCACAAGCUUUAUAAGCAAUGAUGGAUAGUGGCUAGCAGUGGAAUUCAGGACGCUAGCCACUAUUCACACCCUUAAUAAUAACUAAAUCUUUUGAUCGAAGCUGUUGUAAGGAAUCUGUGAGGUGCGAGUUCCAGGACGUAAUAACCAAUGAAACUACGUGAACGUUAUUCAAAAAUAUAAUUAUAACUAGGGAGAACUAAAAUCUCUAGGCUUUCAGGCAUUAUGGUUAUCUUAAAUGGAUUAUUUGCUUCGCUAUAAACAGAUUUUUGGAGUAAGGACAAUAUUGAAGGUAGAUAAAUCUCGACAAAUUGCGGCUGACAACUGGAACUUUUGUGAGAUGUUUUUUGUCCCAAGAAUGUUUGUGCACGUUCUUAGAUGAAGCCGUAAUAUACCGGUUAGUAUCAUACCACAAGCAGAAAAUGACUUGGCAACAGGUGAAAUUUAUUCUAUAGAGAAGUGAGCAUAAUAACAGCGAGUUGAUCUUUCACUCUUCCAAUAUAUCUAUCCGGCUUCCUUUUAUGGAAUUAUUUCCAUUUUGUGGAUUUAAAUAAAGCCAAAACAAACAUUGAUGUUAGAUAAUAUGAAUUCAUUAUAUUUCGUAAUGUUCAUCAGCUACUUGCAAACAUAUUUAUAAACUUCGCUGGUCACUAACAAAGUCUGUUCUGCUUCUUGCCCUUCCGCUUUCCCUCUUUUUCAUCACCCCUGUGGUAUACCACCGGAAAUAUACAUAGAACAUAUGACUUCGUCCUGCGACGUCGCUAAUACUUCCGAAAUUUAUUUGGGAACACUAUCAUAAAGCACAAAAUGACACGUUAAAGUUGACGUCUUUAGCUGAUUGGUUAUGCAUUUAAUGCAUCAUUUAUUAUGAACGGCUUUUGACUCUAAUUGCAUUCGUCCUCGACCACUGAUUGCUUGCCGCAACAUGUAAAUAGCAAUUCGAUCAGUUUGCUAGAAUAACCGUCAAAGUAAAUUCCCCAAUCAAAUGCGUAUGCAUUCCCAGCUCACUAAGCUUCCAACUAACUCCGACUGCCCGAUUAAAAACACUGAGCCAAUAAAUCGAUAAGUCAAUAAUUUCGGAUCAAAGGUAGUUUUUUAUCUUACCAUUUUGCUAUUUGCACACUUCUUUCCUAUAAGCGUUGUCCUCAAGCGCUUCCAAUAACUUCCACAGAAACAUUUUGUUUUUGAAAUAUUAGAGAAUGAGAAUCUGAAAGAAGUAUGGAAUAUUUCGACGGGUACAGAACAAGAAUCUAAAAGGAACGCCGAAAUGAACAGACGUCUCGUAACACAAAACGUUAAAGAUGCCUUCACACGUAACACCUUUAUAAUAGGAGUAUAAUAAUCCAGUCGAAUCAGAACUGAAGGGGCUCGAAGAUAUAUUUGAAAGACUAUCGAUGUGUGGAGAAGCUUUUGCUGUAGUGUGGCUGACAGUUGGAAGGGAUGUGUCAUAUUGCGUACCCACUGGUGGUCUGGUGCAGAUGCGUGAUCGCGUGGAGAUAGUAACAACAAAAUUAUUUUGUGGUUAGUUCUUUAUAUUAUUUGCAUUUCCUGUGUUAAUUCUCACGAUUCGUAGAUUUACUACAAGUGAUUGCAAAAGUUAUUGAAAAUUGCAUGGCCUUCAAUACUUCCUCUUCCUUUUUAAAUACCACAGAACAUGGCACACUGGUAACCGUUCAUAGAUACACUGCUACACUCACGCUCCUCUUUCCCAAUUACCUAUUGUUACAACAACUUAACCCUAAAAUAUCUAUUAUCUUCAUUUAUAAACCACAACCAUAUUUCCAUUAUAUACUCCAUUCGGAUAUACGCUCGAAUUAUAACAAUAUUCAUUGGGAUCAUUGGUUACCUAUAAUUGCAGAUUUUUAUAUCAAAUGCAUCUCGAACACUCCAAGGCCUGACAAUUUAAGUAAC